Molecule: messenger RNA, 2315 nt
Organism: Pocillopora damicornis (cauliflower coral)
Lineage: Eukaryota; Metazoa; Cnidaria; Anthozoa; Scleractinia; Pocilloporidae
Product: 2-hydroxyacyl-CoA lyase 1
Biological process (GO): fatty acid alpha-oxidation
Cellular component (GO): peroxisome
Molecular function (GO): magnesium ion binding; thiamine pyrophosphate binding; catalytic activity
Source: RefSeq, a predicted model, not a curated record
GCGUGUUAUGCGGCAUCAGCGGUUGGAUAUUUGACUGGACGACCUGGUGUCUGUCUUGUAGUUUCUGGUCCAGGAUUAUUGCAUGCUCUUGGAGGAAUGGCAAAUGCAAUGAGUAACUGCUGGCCUGUGUUAGUGAUUGGUGGGUCAAGUGAUGUUGAUCAAGAAAGCAUGGGUGCUUUUCAAGAAUUUCCACAGGUUGAAGCAGCAAGACCUUACAGCAAGUAUUCAGCAAGACCAAGCAGUGUAGGAGUGAUACCAUUCUUUGUUGAAAAGGCAGUGCGGACAAGUAUGUAUGGAAGACCUGGUGCAUGUUAUCUGGACUUACCAGGGAAUAUGAUUACAGAGAAGGUUGCAGCCUGCAAGGCAAGGAAAAUUUGCUGUUCACCUCCUCCACCCAAGUGUCUAGCCGAUCCAUUUGCUGUUGACAAAGCUGUCCAGGUUCUCAGUGAAGCAAGAAAACCUCUAGUUAUAAUUGGAAAAGGUGCUGCAUAUGCAUGUGCUGAGAAACCUCUCCAGGAAUUUGUAGAGAGAUGCAAGUUGCCAUUUCUCCCCACCCCCAUGGGGAAGGGAGUGAUUUCUGAUGAACAUCCCCUCUGUGUAGCUGCAGCAAGAUCAAGAGCCUUAUCUCAAGCUGAUGUGAUCUUUCUGUUUGGUGCAAGAUUGAACUGGAUUCUUCAUUUUGGGAAACCGCCAAGAUUUAGGCCUGAUGUUAAAAUAAUACAGGUUGAUCUCCAUGCAGAGGAAAUGAAUAACAAUGUACGUGCAGAGGUUGUGCUUUUGGGAGAUUUAAACAGAGUAGCAGAACAGCUGGGAGAAGCAGUAAAGAGUAAGUUUGGAGAAGAUCUAGCAAAUCUAUGUGGUUCCCCCAGCUGGAGAAAAGAACUUAAGGAAAAGUCAGAAACAAACAAACAAGUCAAUGAGGAACUUGCCAACGAGACUUCUGUUCCAAUGAAUUACUACCAAGUUUAUGGUCAGCUCACAAAGCGUUUACCGCGUGACUGUGUUGUAGUUAAUGAAGGAGCAAACACAAUGGACAUUGGACGAACCAUGAUACCCAAUCACCUCCCUCGAAACAGGCUAGAUGCGGGCACGUUUGGUACAAUGGGAGUGGGAACUGGUUUUGCCAUCGCUGCUGCUCUGUUAGCUGAGUCCGAAGCUGAUGACAAAAAUCCCCCCAGGAGGGUGGUGUGCGUCCAAGGCGACAGUGCUUUUGGUUUCUCAGGAAUGGAGCUUGAAACUGCAUGCAGGUAUAAUCUGCCAAUCGUCUUCAUCAUAGUAAACAACAAUGGUAUCUACAACGGAGUGGACGAGGAAAGCUGGGACGAGUUGGGAAUCAAUCCUGCAAAAAGUGCACCUCCAACAGCUCUUUUACCCAAGGCACGGUAUGAGAGAAUCAUCGAAGCAUUUGGAGGAAAAGGUUUCUUCGCAGAGACUCCGGAUGAACUGAAGAAAGCGUUGGAAAGUGCUUUCGUCGAGACGGGAAAGAAUAAGAAACCAGUGUUGAUCAACGUCAUGAUAAGCCCCUAUGCCGACCGCAAACCGCAGGAAUUUUUCUGGCUUACACGCUCAAAGAUGUGAAUUUUAUUGCCAUGGGAAUCACCGCCAGAUGAUAGGAGAUGAGAUCGAACUCAUGAGGAUAAGAGAUCAGAACGUGCUGCACUCAAUCAAGAUCUUUCCUUCGAAUUGGUAGCCUGCUAAGAGAAAUGGAAAAUCACAAAUAACAAAAUCACAAAAGACGGAAUCAAGACGCGUUGAUUAACUCUAAUACUUAUGCUCUCAAGCUGUAUUGACCUCUAGAUUCUUCUCAACGACUGCUUAAGACAUACCCACUCCCGUCUACUGUGCAGGAUCAAGGCAAGCCUUAGAUAGCCUUCCUGACAACUUUACACAGUGGAGCUAAUGAAGAGUCGAGCUCAGACGAAGGCCCUGGAGAUGGGCAAUGCUGUGGAGACUUAGACCUUGCCUUUUUGGGGUGGGGAAAUGAACCUGAACUCUCAAAACUUCCUAGUGGAAUAAACGUGUUUUAUCAUUUAAUAUGGACGUGUUUAAUGGUUGAUAAUGUACAUGAAAAAAUCACAUGCUUCUGAUUGGCUGAAAGAGAGUGCAUUUUUCAUGUAACGCGAGUAGAGAUUACAAAUAUUCUGUUUAAGACAGAUACCUAGGGGAAACAGACGCUGGGUACAGCAACAUGGAUUGUUACUUGAGUAACAUUUUGAAGAACUGUGUGAAUUAAAACGUAAAAUGAAGUUAAACACAUGUUGGAAUUUUUGCUUUAUAAAUAGAGUUGCCCAAGCAGGCGAAUUGUUGGAAAACGA